Spodoptera frugiperda (fall armyworm) is the source of this 3976-nucleotide messenger RNA. RefSeq names its product cholesterol 7-desaturase nvd (gene nvd). The record is from RefSeq and is a predicted model, not a curated record. The coding region runs from base 201 to 1556 and encodes 451 amino acids. Gene Ontology annotation, molecular function: 2 iron, 2 sulfur cluster binding; chlorophyllide a oxygenase activity. The transcript is spliced from 9 exons. Gene Ontology annotation, biological process: chlorophyll biosynthetic process; cholesterol metabolic process. Lineage: Eukaryota; Metazoa; Arthropoda; Insecta; Lepidoptera; Noctuidae. Gene Ontology annotation, cellular component: chloroplast.
UAUAUAUUGAAUGAAGAUACGCAAGGUUAGGCAGUAUAGCUACAGCGCUGGCUGUAUGCGGACGUCCGUUGCCGCCCUAUAUUAAAAAUAUCGCACUACGAUUUUGUGUUAUCUGUGAUUGACGUCCCGCGCUUUUUUCGCGAAUGUGACAUUUUGACAGUUGAUGCAAAAAGAAUAUUCCCCAUUUCAAAAAUUCCAAAAUGGAGUCCUGCUCGAAAAUGACAGAUGACGUUUUUGACAGAUACCUACACAGCGACUGUCAAAAUGGUUUAACGAAGCAACAUGUCAAAGAAACGAUUGUAUCGUAUUUAAACUUCACAUUUGCGUUUACUUUGACAGUUUUCGAAUUAAUAUAUGACUAUAGUUCAUAUAUUUUAAUGGCUGUCGCUUUGUAUUACUUCUUGUUGAUUUUAUAUAGGAGUUAUGUCAAUCCUAUUAUAUUUAAGAAGGAAUUCACAGAGAUCGGCUUCGAGCACAUCCCCCCGGGUCCGGACAGGGAUAGGAUCAUAUCCAGGGCCCAGACUGCCAAGAAAAUAGGCAGCAAGACUCCCCCACCAUACCCUAAUGGUUGGUUUGCAGUCGCCGAGAGCAGGGAACUAAAGAAUGGCAGCGUCGUUUCAGUUGAUGCACUCGGCCAAAACCUCUGCAUCUACCGCGGAGAGGACGGCGUGGCGCGCUGCGUGGACGCCUACUGCCCCCACUUGGGAGCCAACCUGGGCAUAGCAGGCACCGUCAGCGGGUCCUGCAUCGAGUGCCCCUUCCACAAGUGGCGGUUUGGGGAGAACGGGGCCUGCGUCAGUGUGCCUGGAGUUGAACAUGCACCAAAAGGAGUGUCCAUAAAACAUUGGAAGACAGUUGAAAGAGACGGUGCAGUGUGGGUCUGGUAUGAUGCUGAGGGCAGAGAACCACUGUGGAUAGUUCCAGAGCUGCCUGAACUCAAGAGUUGGGGCUAUCGGGGAAGGAACGAAUAUGUUGUCAGCGCUCAUAUACAAGAAAUUCCAGAGAAUGGUGCUGAUGUUGCCCAUUUGAACGCGGUACACACUAUGUCACUGCUGUCUGGCUUAGGAGAGAAAUAUCCACUGCUGAAUGAUUUGAUAGGAUGCCAUGUCUGGUCGGCUACGUGGGCGAGGAAUGAGGAUCACACAGCAUCAAUGACGUUGACACACGACUACAAAAUCAUGAAGUGUGACCUGGGGCAUGUCGAUGUUAAAGUUACACAGAUUGGACCAGGCCACGUCCGCCUAUUCCUAAGCACCCCAGUGGGACCUAUAUUAGUCUCCCAGUCUGUCACUCCGAUAGCACCUAACUUACAAAAAGUAAUACAUCGCAUGUUUUCUCCUACUUACAACGCCCCCUUCGCUGCGUUGUCCGUUAAGGCAGAAGGCGCUAUGUUUGAACGAGACAUCGUAAUAUGGAACAGCAAGCGCUUCGUCUCAGCACCGGCUUACGUCAAAACUGACAAGACCAUCAGAGCCUUCAGAAAUUGGUUUGCACAAUUCUACAGUGAAAACAGCAUACCUUUCAGAGAAGCCAUUAAUAAUCCUUUAGACUGGUGAUUUUCUAUACUAUGUACGUUUUAACAUGUCUUUUUUAGACUAGUAAAUGAAUUGGCGUGUUAUAUUGAUGGUUGAGGGCGCUAGUGAGUAGAGUGAGUGAGAGUAAUAAAGUUUUAUGCUGGGGCCACACUAAUGGAAUAUGCCAUUUGAUUAUGGCGAUAAUUGAUGUUUGUACGAACAUUUUUUUUUACUUUAUUUAUUAUUUACACAAAACAAUAAUACAAUAAAUAACAAAUAGCAACCAAAAAACCACUAAGGUUUAGAACCGUGCUAUGGAAUCUGGCUUAAAUGUUGCAAUAUGGAGGUAGGUACAAUAAUUUUGCUUAAAUAGUACUUUAAAGUUCAUAAUCGUUCAUUUGUUUUCAAAUCAAUGGCAUAUUCCAUUAGUGUGACCCCAGCAUUAAGAAUUGCUUAGGAGUCAGGGGCGUAGCUAGAGCCGUAUCUGCUGUAUCAAUUAUACGGGAGCCCCAGUCCACAGACGCCCCAAACAUAAGCUCCCUGUUAAUGUAAGGUUGAGGCUUGAGAGACCUUCUUUUCUUUUUCUUUUUUUAUAAAACGUUGCCCCGCAUUAGGAUUUUCUCCUGUAUCGUGUGUGCGUUUACAAACAUACAAGUUUACAUGCACAUGACACCCAGACCCGAAACAACAAUUUGGGGAACAAAUAAAGAGUUGCUCCGUGCGGGAAUCGAACCCGCUACAGUGCAGUCAACAGACACAGUCACAAGACAGGAUGGGAAAAGUAACUACAUGAUUUUCUCCCACCUAAAAGGGGGCCCCAAAUAAACAUUUAUACGGGGCCCCGCAAAAACACGCUACGCCACUGUAAAGAAUGGAAUUAUGAGAUCGAAUGAGAAGAUUAAAAAGAAUAUAAUUAUAUGUAAAGUAGAAUACCUAUACUUUUCUUUGCAAUAAGCGUUUCGCUUCAUGCUUCCUUGUGCGAACUGCUAGGGAGUGGAACUCCUUGCCGGAGUCUGUGUUUCCUGUUGCUUAUAACCUGGGUGUCUUCAAAGCCCGAGUGAAUAGGUUGCUUAUGGGCAGACGUGCUCCAUCGUAGGCCGCAUCAUCACUUACCAUUAGGCGAGAUAGCGGCCAAACGUUGACCAAAAUGUAAAAAAGGUUGAUUUGAUAAAAUGUUGCCAUAGGACAAAUAAUAUAGCUAAAAUUAUUGAAUGAGUAAAAAGAUAGUCUUGACUAUGAUUACAACGAAAUUCAGUUGCUGAGUUGCGAAUUUCUAUAACGCAUUUUCAACCUUAUAACUCUUAGUAAUACAGUCACAAAUCAAUUAUUGUGAUUUGUAAUUUAACGACCAAUUUCCUUUGUAAGCAACAUCGAGACCUUUGUAUAUGCUUAAUGGUUGAGACUCAGAGAAAAAUGGCACGGACCACUAGCGCCACCUACUAUUAGUAACCGACAACUGUCAAAAAAGAAUAGUUGACUAGCCAGUGAUGUCAAUUUUAAGUAGCACUUUACAUGUCAUAAACUAAUAACUGUCAUACUCAGAGACAAACGACCGAAUACUCAAUUUUAAGUUGUACUUAAAUAUCGUGCUAUCUCUGUCAUUUUAUAAAGAACUAGCUACUACCGCGCGGUUUCACCCGCUCUGCUUGGCUCCUAUUGGUCAUAGCGUGAUGUUUUAUAGUCUAUAACCUUCCUCGACAAAUGCACUAUCUAACAUAAAAAGAAUUAUUCAAUUCGGACCAGUAGUUUCAAAGAUUAGCGCGUUCAAACAAACAAACAAACAAACUCUUCAGCUUUAUAAUAUUAGUAUAGAUUGAUAGUCCAGAACUACAUUUGAGAGCGUCUUAAAAUUGAGUAGCGUUUGAGUAUUCAGUUCAUAUCUGAAGUAAAAUACGUCGAGCGUAUCAUCGGUCGUACUGACGUAUCAUCGGUCGUACUGACGUAUCAUCGGUUGAGAGUGAACGGCCAAUUGUUUUUCUAUACAUUUGUCUGUUCUGGCGUUACGCGACCGAUGAUACGCGACGCAUGUUCCGUCAGAUAUGAACCGACAAUCAACGAUUAUUUAAACUAUUCCUUAGUAACGAUUUGGUUCCAAAAACAAUUGCUAAGGACCGUAUUAAGUAACCAUUAAAUGACUCUGAGUACGGUAAAACUAAUAUUAAUGAAUUAAUGAGUGAAAAUUACAAAAUAUUGUAGAUAGGAAUAGUAAAAUAAUAUAUCUGUUAACUAAAGAUGACUUUUAAAUUGUUCAAUUUAUCUAAUUAUUACAAACAUUGUGUUUAGAAAAAUAUGUACUUUUGAGUCGAAAUAGUGAUUUUUAGAAUAGUUUAUUGUUUAAGAACAAUUUAAUUUAUCUAAACUUUAUUAUAACUUUCGUGAGACAUACUUAAUUAAUUAUUAUGUUAUCGGCUUACUCACGUAACUGUUUGACGAGGAACUCGACUAGUUUCAAGCCAUGCUAG